Vicia villosa (hairy vetch) is the source of this 1146-nucleotide messenger RNA. RefSeq lists its product as uncharacterized. NCBI's taxonomy places the organism in Eukaryota, Viridiplantae, Streptophyta, Magnoliopsida, Fabales, Fabaceae. Bases 1 to 1146 code for a protein of 381 amino acids. The record is from RefSeq and is a predicted model, not a curated record. The transcript has 3 exons.
AUGCAGAAUAUGUUCGCCAAUCAUGAGUAUUCUGGUUACGACUGCAUAGAACUGUAUGUUACUCUACCAGAAGUUCAACCCACACAAAUGGUUGAGUCACAAGUCAUUGAUGCACUUGAAGACGAGCAAGCAGAGGUCGACGUUGUAGAUGAAGAAGAAGAAGCACCGGAAAUAGAAGUUGAUAACUUGGUCAACGAGGAAAGUGAAGAUGAACCGGAAGUUGUUGUACCACGAGAUCAAGUACAUAUGCCUCCAGCGCACAUGAGGAACUUGAAUUUUGAUGGGGAUGACGAACCAUCGACUGAUAUUUUCUAUGAUCCAUACACUCAAACAAAUCAACGGUUAAAAGUAGGAGACAUAUUUCGUUCUAAGGAGGCAUGUAUCAUGGCCAUAAAAAGAUUUCAUAUGGCUAACAAUGUUGAUUUUAGAGUUGAUCGCGCCAAUGUCGAGAGGUACAAAAUUUAUUGUAGAAACAAUGAUUGUGGAUUCAGGUUGCAUGCAUCAUACAGGAAGAGAAGUGAUUCAUGGGUUAUAGGAUAUAUUUCCCAAGAUCACACAUGUGUUAACACAAAUGUUUCACAAGAUCACUGUAAGCUAAGUUAUAACAUUAUUUGUCAAGAAAUCUUGCCUCUAGUUGAAAAAGAUCCAUCGUUAAAGGUGAAAACGAUAAUCUCUCAUAUCGUUGCAACAUACAAUUACACUAUGUCUUAUAGAAAGGCGUGGCUGGCGAAGACCAAAGCGAUCGAAAUUGUGUAUGGAAAUUGGGAGGAUUCGUACAAACGACUCCCACAUUUCUUAUAUGCGCUUCAAAUUUAUGCUCCUGGAACCGUUACUAUUUUAGAGACCUUUCCGGCGCAAUCUCCAGACGGAACGUCCCUUCAAGGAAAUGUGAUAUUCCACAGGCUUUUCUGGGCUUUCCGCCCAUCGGCAAAUCCAGAUGCAGGCAGAUGGGUAGACAAUCUUGCUAGAGAGAAAUGGACCAGAUCAUACGACAACGGGAAGCGAUGGGGGCACAUGACUACGAAUCUUGUGGAGUCUAUGAACGGGGUGUUUAAGGGCAUCAGACACCUUCCGAUUACUGCCUUGGUGGAAGCAACAUACUAUAGGAUGGCUUCUCUUUUCGCAAGAAGAGGAUCAUAUGAAUAA